Molecule: messenger RNA, 1659 nt
Organism: Magallana angulata
Lineage: Eukaryota; Metazoa; Mollusca; Bivalvia; Ostreida; Ostreidae
Exons: 5
Coding region: 1-807 (268 amino acids)
Source: RefSeq, a predicted model, not a curated record
AUGCAGAAGAAGUUACCUGUCGAUGUCACCAAGAAGUCCCAUUCGCUCAACACAAAGGUCCAGAAUUUCAACAUCCAGAAGUCCAAUUCGCUCAACACAAAGGUCCAGAAUUUCAACAUCCAGAAGUCCAAUUCGCUCAACACAAAGGUCCAGAAUUUCAACAUCCAGAAGUCCAAUUCGCUCAACACAAAGGCCCAGAAUUUCAACAUCCAGAAGUCCAAUUCGCUCAACACAAAGGCACAGAAUUUCAACAUCCAGAAGUCCAAUUCGCUCAACACAAAGGCCCAGAAUUUCAACACCCAGAAGUCCAAUUCGCUCAACACAAAGGCCAAGAAUUUCAACAUCCAGAAGUCCAAUUCGCUCAACACAAAGGCCCAGAAUUUCAACAUCCAGAAGUCCAAUUCGCUCAACACAAAGGCCCAGAAUUUCAACAUCCAGAAGUCCAAUACGCUCAACACAAAGGCCAAGAAUUUCAACAUCCAGAAGUCCAAUUCGCUCAACACAAAGGUCACGAAUCUCAAGGUCCAGAAAUUCUUGCUUCAAAAGAUUGGAGGUACAGAUGGUACUGACCACAUGAAGAAAGCAAUGUUAAGAACUAUGACAAACUCGUACAUGGCUGGUCUAAACAUGAAGGGAAAACGGGGAAAGAAAGCUUUUGGUUCCUCCCAACUCUACCUCCUAAUAAAAGAAACUGUAUUGACAUCUCAUACACAGUAUACAGAAUCAAAAUUCAAUGAAGAUUUGGCUAGAUUCCUAAAAUAUGCCCCGGAGCGUGUGGGAGGAGGUGGAAGAAGGAGAAGAGAUUGACUGUUUUUCACGUUCACUUGACCAGAACUAAUGAUUUUACUCUUUUUCAUCUUUUUAAACUAAUGUUUUUGUGAAAAGCUGGCUACAGAUGUGAGCUAGGUUAUCCAUCAGUGAUUUUAAGUGAUACUUUCACUUUAUUUAACUGUUUCUCUCUUGAAUAAAUUGAUUAAUGAUAUUUGUUCUGGUGUCAUGUUGUUCAUAAAAUAAUUUGAGGCAAAAUGAUUCACUGCAAUUAGCGAAAAAAAAUCAGUGUUCAAGGUCAAACAGUUGUAGCAUUUCAACCAAAUAUCAACUAAAUUUAAACGUUGUAACAACGUCAGAUAUCAACGUUGAAUCAACGUCAAAAUUUCAACGUCCAUUCAACUUUCAUAUUCAACCAAAAUUCAACGUCAUUUCAACGUUGAGGCAUGACGUUGUUUCAACGUUGAAUCAACGUUGAAAUGCCUGCUGGGAAUGUUCUUGUAUUAAGUAUUUUUUGAGAAGUACAUUUAUAUCAUUGUAAUCUGUAGACAAAAAAACAUACUUAAAAAAUACAAAGAUAAUGGGAGGUCAGUAUCCAUUCUUCUGAGUUAAGGCCAAUUAAAUUUGAACCUUUUGCACCUAAAAUGUGAUUUUCGACCGAUUAUGGUUUUCAGUAUUUUUGAUAGUUGUACGAAGCUGCAUAAAUUUUGUGUGUGACCUUUUUGCACUUAAAAUAGCAACUUUUAUAGUUACAAUUUCAUUUGAAAUGAAAAUAUUUUCAAUACCAAGAAUCUUAAAAUAUUAAUCUAGUUUGACUUGAUAUGUAUUCAGCACAUUUUGACAUACAUAUGAGAGGAGAAAAACAUCUACAAAACUAGCACUAAACUAAAA